Molecule: messenger RNA, 2384 nt
Organism: Mollisia scopiformis
Lineage: Eukaryota; Fungi; Ascomycota; Leotiomycetes; Helotiales; Mollisiaceae
Exons: 3
Coding region: 340-2214 (624 amino acids)
Source: RefSeq, a predicted model, not a curated record
GCUUUCUCCUCCCCUCGUCUUUCUUCAUAGACCCUCGCUUCCCUCUUUAUGCCGACUCCUGGUGUACACCUGGCUGUGGCGUCUUGAUGACCGUUGCCGAUCGUCGAAUCUGAUACAUUCUUCUCCCUCUCCUGCUCUUGGAUCUUCUUCCAUCUCUCUUCCUCACCACGACUGGCUCGUGAUUUUUUUAUUCUUGUGCUGGGUUUUGCUCGAAGUGGUAGAGAUUUGCAAUCAUUACGUUCUAACAGCUGGUCUAUCUUUUGAAGAUUCCAUCAUAUGCUGGACACCUCUCACAUUUUGGCGGACGACAACAAGGGCCAUUGAGCGCCUGGGCAGAGGAUGAAUACGACGAUGGCACCAAUGGAUCAAUUACGGCAGGACACAUUAGAAGAAUUGAGAAGGCGAGACGAUUUGAGGCAUGCGGCAUCGUUAAGGCGGAGGGAUGGAGGAAACGGAGCUGGUGGCAAGGGAGGUGAAGGAAAGAGAGGGGACGGAAACGGUGAUGAUAAUGGUGGCGGAGGAGGAGGCGGUGGGGGAAACAGCGGGAAUGGAGGGGGAGGUGGUGGGAAUGGGAAUGGCAACGGUGGAGGACCAGAUUCGAAUGGCAAUGGUGGAGAUGGGAAGAACAACAACAACAAUGAAAAGAACGGCGGAGGAAGCGACAACCAGAAGCACAACAGUAGUCCUCCGGCAGCAGCAAACGAACCGUCGCCACCACCAACCAUUGUUUCAACUACUCCCACAACUGUUGUUUUGAUCUCGACGACCACUGCUCCUGCAAUAGCAGCAACCUCGUCAUCCAAUACUCUCGUUUCGACAUUCUUCCCUAUUACCCCAUCUACUACACCAUUCCCCACAUUGAGUGCCUCUGCGUUUAGCAACCCUCCGGACUCUUCAAGCCAACCUCGAAAAGGCCUUUCAGAUGAUCCCGACUUUCCCCCAAGCAGAAUUCCCAAGACGAUUACCGCUACAACUACAUCAUCAAUGUUCCUCGUUCCAGAGUCCGCAUUGGCAUCUUCUACGUCGUCGGCAAAUCCCUCAGGCAUUAACAACAAUGACAACAACAAUCAUCAUCCUUCUUCGAAAGCCAAACAUGGUCCUGGUGAUUUGUCACCGCUAGCUCAACAUCUUCUGAUUGCUGCUGGUGCCAUAGGUGCCUUCAUUAUUGUCGUAGCAGGAAUUUACUUCCUGACUCGAGUACGAAAGAUAGAUCUUCUCGCAUUCUUUCGCAAUCGCAAGUUUGGCAAAGGUGGUGCUCGUGGAUGGUAUGGCUGGAGAAAAGAGGAGACAGACUACAUGUCAGAACCUCCUCCAAAGUACUCUGGCGAAGUAUAUCCACCUGAAAAGACCAUUCCUGCUCAGCAACAAUUUGACGCUUUCUACACACCAACGGCUAUGCCACCAAUGGCAAACCCAGCUUCUUCUGCUAAUGCGUUGGCACGAUCAGAUUCUGGACGUCAAGACAUAGUCCGUGAAGCUCUAUUAGACAACCCUGCACCCUUCGGAACUUCACCAGCUCCACAACCUGCCGCUCUCUCAGCAACAGAGAACUUUUACGGUGUUGCUGCUCAGCCUACUCCCCUUUCUCGCCAACCCGGCACACAAAAUUCACAGAGCACCUUCGUUUCUCAGCCAAGUUCAAAUUACAACAACACAGGCACACAAAAUACUUUCCUAACAAUGAACACGAUGAGGACUGUCCAGACACAGGACGCAUAUGAUCCAAAUCAGAGAGAACCCAAUCAUCUCAGCUAUCUUUCAUCGCUAUCUUCUGGUUUCGGCGACGGUCUCAUCAUUCCUGAAUCAACAGUAGUUGGAGGAGGACGACAGAGCUACCGUCAAUCGAAGGCGCCCGGAGCAGGAAGGUUCUCAUGGAUGACAUCCAACCGAGGAUCCAGAGCUCCAGCAUAUGGUGACAGAGAUACCGUAUACACGACCGCUUCCAUCGAAUCGGCACCAAGAUUCAGAACCGUCAACUCAUGGGUAGCUCAGCAAGCUGGACGGGUAGAGCGUCAACAGGAUGUCCCGGCAAUGCCUUCAAUUCCAGCGCCUCUGAUCCCAGCACCCCUCCAAAUCGGAGUAGGAGUUGAUCACCAACGGAAAGCGAGUGAGGACCCAGCAUUCCGCCAGCAUCCAGGCGAAGAGAUAGAAAUCUCGCGAGGCUCUCGAGUGCCAAGUUCGAUCUUGGACAGGAAAGUUGGUGGUGUUAAUUAGGAGACUUUCUCACGAGAACCAUUCUUUUUUAUUUUUACAGGGUGGAAUCUCGGUUCUGUGUAUAUAUCAAAAAUCUUGGGGUCGCGGGCCUGGUGCCUGGUAGACUGAAAAUAUUCGGCAUAGCGUGGAGUUGUGGUGGAAGAGUUGGAUGAUUGAAAUUAUUUUAAUGU